Messenger RNA from Cetraspora pellucida, 459 nucleotides. The record is from the annotation of a GenBank genome assembly. Lineage: Eukaryota; Fungi; Glomeromycota; Glomeromycetes; Diversisporales; Gigasporaceae.
AUGAAUGCUCCUGAUCGAUUCGAUUUGUUUUACCUUCCUCCAGGUGCAAAGAAGAUGACCAUUACACCAGAUCCAAAGGUUGAGAAUGGUGCAACCUUUGAAAUUCUUAGAGAAGAUCAUACGAUGGGCAAUUUGAUACGAUAUAAACUUUUGGAAGAACCACAAGUCAUAUUUGCUGGUUACAGGGUCCCACAUCCUUUAGAACAUAAUGUAAUUUUGAAAGUUCAAACUACUAAUGAUACUAAACCAGAUAUGAUGGUGGCAAAGGCAUUAAAUGAUCUGAUCACGGAAGUUGGAUACCUUAAGCAAAAAUUUGUGGAAGAGCUUGGUCGUGCAAGGGCACUUGUAAUACCCAGAGAACAGAAACCGAUGGAAGAACAAACGCCGUUAGGCAUACCCUCGGCCAGAGAUAAUAUUCCUAUUGGAAAUACUGGCGUGGGUGUAGAUAUGGACUUUUAA